This is a messenger RNA of Balaenoptera musculus (blue whale), 1807 nucleotides long. Its product is annotated as ADP-ribosylation factor-like protein 5A. NCBI's taxonomy places the organism in Eukaryota, Metazoa, Chordata, Mammalia, Artiodactyla, Balaenopteridae. The coding region runs from base 276 to 815 and encodes 179 amino acids. Gene Ontology annotation, biological process: intracellular protein transport; vesicle-mediated transport; protein localization to Golgi membrane. Gene Ontology annotation, cellular component: cytoplasm; trans-Golgi network. The record is from RefSeq and is a predicted model, not a curated record. The transcript has a single exon. Gene Ontology annotation, molecular function: GTPase activity; GTP binding.
GGGGGAGGACGGUGGCCGGCGAGGCUCGCCGCAGACAACGCGGCGGCGAUGUCCGCGAGCCAGGCGGGAGCCGCGGCGGCAGCGGCGGGUCCUCGCGCACGGCAGGGCGGCCUGGGCUUCGGCCUCCCUCCGGUUCCUAGGAAGCGGGCCGACGGCCAGCGCGGGAGCAGCAGCGGCAGAGACGGAGGCUCCGGCGCGUCUCUCUCCUCCCCUUGAGCCUGAGCCGGGGGAGGCCAGGCGGCCGGGGUGGCUGGAGGGGGGUCCGCUGCCCGAGAAUGGGAAUUCUCUUCACCAGGAUAUGGAGACUGUUCAAUCACCAGGAGCACAAAGUUAUCAUUGUUGGGCUGGAUAAUGCGGGAAAAACUACCAUCCUUUACCAAUUUUCUAUGAAUGAAGUUGUACAUACGUCCCCAACAAUAGGAAGUAAUGUAGAAGAGAUAGUGAUUAAUAAUACACGUUUUCUAAUGUGGGAUAUUGGUGGCCAAGAAUCUCUUCGUUCUUCGUGGAACACUUACUAUACUAACACAGAGUUUGUAAUAGUUGUUGUGGACAGUACAGACAGAGAAAGGAUUUCUGUAACUAGAGAAGAACUCUAUAAAAUGUUAGCCCAUGAGGACCUAAGGAAAGCUGGAUUGCUGAUCUUUGCUAAUAAACAAGAUGUUAAAGAAUGCAUGACUGUAGCAGAAAUCUCCCAGUUUUUGAAACUAACUUCUAUUAAAGAUCACCAGUGGCAUGUCCAGGCAUGCUGCGCUCUUACUGGCGAGGGAUUAUGCCAAGGACUUGAAUGGAUGAUGUCACGACUUAAGAUUAGAUGAUCUCUACUGACCUAUUCUCAUAGACUUUGUAUAAAUGAAGUGCUGGACUUUACCUGAAAGCUGCAAAAAUUAAUGGUUUAGAUAUAUUUAUAAUAAACUGAUUUAAACAGUUAAACUUUUUCUAUAAGAAGAAAAAUUAAGACCACUUAUUUGAAAACAAAGAUGAAGUCUCACCUUUCCAUCUGCUUUCUCAUUAAUUCCUUCCAAAGCAAGGUCUUAAAGCUGUGAUGGACAUUUUUCUCAUAAAGAAUCCUCUCAGGACAUUGUGUAGCCUGUGGUAAGUACAAAGGGAGAGGAGGAUAUUUUUAACUUUAAGAGCUUUAUUAUCAAAAGUAUUUUGCAUAGGGUUGUGUAGGUAUUGUGUAUAUACCUCAAAUUCGAGUUAAUGGCUUUGAUUUAUGUUCUUAAAAAAAGGAAAUAACACAAAAAUUAAUAAUAUCCUUAGUUAUAACCAUAAUGAGAUGAGUACUGGCAUUGGUGGUAAGUGCCAUUUUGUACUUCCCCUAUGUUCUCCGUAUCAUACUAACCAACCCCCAAAUCAUUGAGCUGCUCUUAAAAAAGAAAGAAAAGAAAAGAAAGGAAAAAGCUUGACAUUGUGUACCUAAUUUUUUGUUGACCAAAUCACAUACAUGGAAACAUGUAGUCCAGCUGAGUGAAAUAUCUGUCAUAUUCUUGACUUAGUAUUACUAAUGGGCAGAAUUGCACAUUGAGCAAUCACCAGAUUGCCCCCUUUACUGGACCUUAUGCCAUCUAAAUUUACUGAGUAAAUUGUUAAUCUAUUUUCAGUCAAUCAUUAAUUGUGAUUAAAAUUAUCAAGUGAUUUUUUUCAGCAUUAAUUGGAAACUGUUGCAUGAAAUAUGUCUACGCAGAGAAGAAAUAUCACACUAUAAAUAUUAUCAAAUAAUUUAGCUACAGUCUUCUUAGAUAUUAAAUUGUAUGUCAAGCAUUUAAAAGUCAAUUUGAGAUGAAAAGUAAAGCAUAUUUUCUAAGCA